Messenger RNA from Ipomoea triloba (trilobed morning glory), 2253 nucleotides. RefSeq lists its product as uncharacterized. The transcript has 2 exons. Bases 1 to 2253 code for a protein of 750 amino acids. Gene Ontology annotation, molecular function: nucleic acid binding; RNA-DNA hybrid ribonuclease activity. The record is from RefSeq and is a predicted model, not a curated record. Gene Ontology annotation, biological process: DNA integration. NCBI's taxonomy places the organism in Eukaryota, Viridiplantae, Streptophyta, Magnoliopsida, Solanales, Convolvulaceae.
AUGAAGAAAGGCAUCCCGUUCAUAUGGGAUGAGGCGUGCAAGAAUGCGUUUGAAAGUAUCAAGUCAUACUUGGUGAAGCCGCCCGUGUUGACCGCUCCUAUUCACGGUCGCCCACUAAUCCUUUAUAUCUCUGCCCAAGAAAGCUUUGUGGGUGCCCUGCUUGCUCAAGAAAAUGACAACGGGAAAGAGAAUGCCCUCUACUAUCUCAGUAGAAUGAUGACCCCGAAUGAGUUAAAGUACUCCCCAAUCGAGAAGCUAUGUUUGGCACUAGUGUUCGCCUACUCCCCAAUCGAGAAGCUAUGUUUGGCACUAGUGUUCGCCAUCAAACCAAUCGAGAAGCUAUGUUUGGCACUAGUGUUCGCCAUCAAAAAACUCAAGCACUACUUUGAAGCUCAUAUCAUUCAACUUGUGUCGAAAGCGAACCUAGUAAAGUUUGUCAUGGCGAAGGUCGUUCUCUCUGAUCGCCUUGCAAGGUGGUACUUAUUAUUUCAACAGUUUGAAAUCAUUUAUGUGCCACAAAAGUCUGUCAAGGGGCAAUCUUUAGCUGAUUUCUUAGCAAAUCAUCCAAUACCGGCUGAAUGGGAGUUAUCUGAUGACCUGCCUGAUGAGGAUGUGCUUAUCAUUGAAGUCCUACCCCCAUGGAAAAUGUAUUUUGAUGGAGCUGCGCAUAGAGGAGGGGCAGGAGCCGGAGUUGUCUUCGUCACUUCGGAAGGUGAAGUGUUGCCAUAUUCAUUCACCUUGACUGAGCAAUGUUCAAAUAAUGUGGCCGAAUAUCAAGCGUUGAUACUGGGACUAGAGAUAGCAGUUGACAUGAAACAGCUGAGAAUUAACAUCUAUGGAGAUUCAAAGUUGGUCAUCAACCAAGUGAUGGGUUUGUACGAAGUGAGGAAAGCAGAGUUAGUCCCAUACAACAACUACGCAAAGAUACUCAUACAAUGGUUGGGAGACGUCACGAUUGAACAUGUACCAAGGAAAGAGAACAAGCAAGCUGACGCCUUAGCCGCAAUGGCUUCAACUAUCGCCCAUCCUACAGCUCGAGUACAAGUAUGUCAAAAGUGGGUAGUUCCACCUAUCUUCAAUGAAGAUGGCUCAGUCGAUGAAACUGUUGAACUCCCUACUGCUUCCGUUUACGACAUUGACCAAGAUGACUGGAGGCAAUCAUUGAUUGAUUACUUCACCGAUGGGAAAUUACCAGAAGAUCCUCGUAAGAGGGUGGACAUAAAGCGUCGAGCUCCUCGCUUCAUCUACAAUAAUGAGACGUUAUACCGUCGUUCAUUUGAGGGAGUCUGGCUCCGAUGUCUAGGAGAAGAGGAGGCAUUACAAGCUAUGCAGGAGGCUCAUUCUGGGGUCUGUGGCGCGCAUCAGUCUGGCCCUAAGUUGCACUUCCACAUUAAACGAAUGGUUGCAUCUUGGCCUUUCGAUGCUUGGGGACUCGAUGUGGUUGGCCCAAUUACGCCCAAGUCAUCUGCAGGGCAUGCAUACAUAUUAGCCGCCACUGACUACUUUUCAAAGUGGGCAGAAGCUGUGGCAUUAAAGGAGGUAAAAAAGGAAAAUGUUGCAGACUUCCUCCGUGUCCAUAUCAUCUAUCGAUUUGGUAUCCCACGAUAUAUCUUAACUGAUAACGGGAAACCCUUUGACAAUAAACUGAUGGACAAGAUCUGCAAGCUUUUUGUCUUUCAGCAACGAAACUCUUCGGCUUAUUAUGCAGCUGCAAAUGGGCUUGCUGAAGCUUUCAACAAGACCCUAUGCAAUUUGUUAAAGAAAGUAGUCUUGAAAUCAAAACGUGACUGGCAUGACAGAAUGGAAGAAGCUUUGUGGGCGUAUAGAACCACAUACCGCACACCUACUCAAAGCACUCCAUAUUCUUUGGUGUAUGGUGUGGAAGCAGUCUUGCCUCUAGAGCGCCAAAUACCUUCUCUAAGGUUGGCCAUACAAGAGGGUCUUACUGACGAAGAAAAUGCUAAGUUACGCUUGGCUGAAUUGGAAGCCUUGGAUGAAAAGCGACUACAAGCUCAACAGAGCUUAGAAUGUUAUCAAGCUCGUAUGUCAAGAGCCUUUAACAAAAGGGUGAGGACCCGUUCUUUUCAAAUUGGCAACAAAGUCCUAGCUGUUCGAAGGCCUAUCAUUGUGACAAGGAAAACCGGCCACAAGUUCACUCCAAAGUGGGAUGGUCCCUACGUGGUUCANCUCCCCAAUCGAGAAGCUAUGUUUGGCACUAGUGUUCGCCAUCAAAAAACUCAAGCACUACUUUGA